AUGAAUUUGUUUCAAAAAAACAAAAGCAGUCUCACUUUCCGGACGAGUAAACGUCUUGCCCUUCUCAAAGAAGCCUUCCAGGAGCCUGGCAAUGACGAGAAGGAGAAGGUGCCACGCUGUACCUGGGCUAUAUUACUGGUCUGCGAGAUGGAAUUCUUUGAGGAAUAUAUAAAUUCGUGCGCGGCUGAGGGUCACAAGAGUCCCAAAACCUUUGAUGAAAUGGACCUUCUGGAAGAGUGGACCAAUACUGGAGAGCUAUCCAUGGCAAAUAAAUAUGUUGGCUCAGUCGAUCAAAUGAACACCACCAUAGAAUCAGACAGCGACGAUGAUUUCUGCUCCACUAUUAUGGCUAAAGUCCGAGAAAGAGACGCCGACAAAUGUGUUAUUACAUCUCAGUCAACUUCUAUGCUUUGCGAUAUCUGUCCAGACCACCUACUUCAAGAAUUCAGUUAUUCUUUUUGGAUAAGACUUCUCGGAUGGUGGGAUUUUGAGACAGUACAGAGAUGGAAGCUGCCAUUGUUUCCCAAUCAUCCACAUUAUGAGGCGGAGGAGACUAUCCAGAAUUAUAUCUCCUUGAGUCCGGUACUGCGAAAGUAUUGGGAAUGGGGGGACUUUGUGCUCCGACCUCAUCCAAAACAUAGGGUGUGUCACAGGGAAAUUCAGGUGCAAAUUUUCUGUUUACCUUUGCAGGAUCAUUGCUGGAGCGACAAAAUCUGUAUCUUCAGCAAGCCCCCUCGCAUCAGGAAGGGGACCACAGUUAAAUUGGUUGGGUUUGAAUCAGAAGAACUCAAGGAUUUGAAAUCUGGGGAUUGGAUCACUCUAACAACUCCGGAUCCGGUUAAACUGCCGCUGCCGAGCUGGGAUCUUCUGGAGUUGCGGUUUAUUAUGACGAUUUUUGCUCGAUUUGCUGGAACGAUCGUGCCAGAGGAGGGAUGCAACCAGGAUAAAUAG
Messenger RNA from Aspergillus costaricaensis CBS 115574, 951 nucleotides. RefSeq lists its product as uncharacterized. The coding region runs from base 1 to 951 and encodes 316 amino acids. The record is from RefSeq and is a predicted model, not a curated record. The transcript has a single exon. NCBI's taxonomy places the organism in Eukaryota, Fungi, Ascomycota, Eurotiomycetes, Eurotiales, Aspergillaceae.